Messenger RNA from Hermetia illucens (black soldier fly), 2014 nucleotides. Its product is annotated as sodium-independent sulfate anion transporter-like. Gene Ontology annotation, molecular function: secondary active sulfate transmembrane transporter activity. Gene Ontology annotation, biological process: transmembrane transport. The coding region runs from base 118 to 1941 and encodes 607 amino acids. The record is from RefSeq and is a predicted model, not a curated record. The transcript has 9 exons. Gene Ontology annotation, cellular component: membrane. Lineage: Eukaryota; Metazoa; Arthropoda; Insecta; Diptera; Stratiomyidae.
GUCCAUUUCUGGAGGUGGUGGUGGGGGUGCUCUUUCAAUAGGAGUUCCACCUAUUCUAAGGUCUAAACUAAUUUUAAAUUUAAUACUCUUCCUAGACAUUGGUCAGUCUUUCACAGAAUGGGAAAACGGAAGCGCGUUCAAAACGAUUCUACGGAUAAUUUGACUAAAUACUAUGAAGAAAAAUUACCCGACAUUGGAUCUGUUCUAAAACGGAAGGUGCGGAAAACCUGUACACGAAAAUUGCUUUUCAACACAUUCCCAGUUUUAAAUUGGUUGCCAAAAUACAAAAGGAGCUAUGCCGUCAACGAUGUGAUAGCUGGAUUAACAGUAGCACUAACAGCCAUUCCACAAGGGAUAGCCUAUGGAAACAUAGCUGGACUUCCACCCCAAUAUGGAUUAUAUUCAUCCUUCAUGGCCUGUUUUGUUUAUAUAAUUUUCGGAACUUCAAAGGAUGUUACAAUAGGACCUACGGCGAUCCUUUCUUUAAUGCUACAACAAUAUAUUUCCUCGAAUCCGGACUAUGCAAUUUUACUCUGCUUUUUAUCAGGGUGUAUAAUUCUAGGGUGUGGUUUAUUAAAUUUAGGGUUUCUUGUAAGGUUCAUUUCGUCACCCGUAACUGUAGGAUUUACAUGUGCUGCAGCAGUAACCAUUGCAAGUGGUCAAAUCAAUGCAUUGUUAGGUAUUCCUAGUUCAUCGAAUGAAUUUCUUCCUUCUUGGGAAAAUGCUAUCAACAAUAUAUCUCAAACUCGGAAAUGGGAUGCAAUAUUGGGGAUAACCACUAUGAUUGGAAUUAUAAUAUUACGGCAAGCCAAGAAUAUUACUGGGAAAGGACGUCUGUUUUUCAAAUAUGUUUCAUUAUCUCGAAAUGCUUUAGCUGUGUUCAUCGGCACGCUGAUAGCGUACCUUUUAGGAGAAAAUGGUGAGCAACCUUUCAAGUUAACUGGAGAUAUUGUACCAGGUUUACCGUCCGUUCAGCCCCCGCCGUUUACCACAGUGCAAAAUGGAACCGUCACAUAUUUUUCUGAAAUGGUCGAUAACUUGGGGAUAUCAUUACUUGUUGUCCCGUUGAUCUCGAUAUUGGAGAUUAUUGCAAUAGGCAAAUCGUUUUCUCAAGGGAAAAUUGUUGAUGCAUCUCAAGAACUGAUCGCUCUAGGAGCGUGCAAUAUAGUUUCCUCAUUUGUUUCGUCGAUGCCAGUCACAGGUGCCUUCACAAGAAGUGCCGUCAACAAUUCGAGUGGAGUUCGGACGACACUUGGAGGAUUCUAUACGGGCAUUGCAGUCCUGCUUGCAAUUCAGUUCUUAACAGAAACGUUUUACUUCAUCCCGAAAACCGUGCUUGCUGCAGUGAUGAUUGCUGCAAUGAUUUUCAUGAUUGAAUAUGACCAUGUUGUGCUCGUUUGGAAAUCCAAGAAAAUUGAUAUCAUACCCUUGGUCGUUACCUUUAUCAGUUGCUUAUUUCUUGGACUAGAGUUUGGAAUUUUGUGUGGAAUCGGGGUUAAUGUGCUAUUUAUUUUGUACAAUUCAGCGAGCCCGAAAAUCAAUAUAGUCACGGAAAAGAUAGAAGACAUCGAAGUUAUUCUUGCAACAGUAAGCGAAAAUCUCGUAUAUUCGUCAGCUGAAUAUUUGAGGGAUAAAAUAUUGAGAGCUGUAACUGAAUCAGACACCCAGAUUAAAUAUGCUAUCAUAGAUGGAGCGCGAAUAAACUCUUUGGAUUCAACAGUAGCAAUCAAUCUCAGCGCACUAUAUCAUGAUUUAAAUAUCGAUAAAUGUGAACUUAUACUCUGGAACUGGCAGCGUCAAACCGAGGGGGUGAUAUGGCGUACUAACCAUGCAAUGGAAAAGUGUUUCAGAAAGUGCAGCAACUUGAAUGAUGUUCUUUAUCCUGUUGGAUUGGAAAAUAAUAAUCAUUUUGAAGUGCCUGAAAUAAUUGAAUCAUUGUGAGAUUGAAAUAUGUGAUAUAUUACAACAUUUUUAUUUGAUUGAUUGAAAGUGUAAAAUUUGUUUGGUGUGGAUU